AGCUCAAAUCCGUGAUAGUGGAACUUGCCCAAGGUUACAGUUAACAAACUUCAGAACUGGGACUCAGACUCCACCUGCCCCUUCACCACCCUCUCUGUGCCUGUCUCCAGAUCUUGGAAGUGCAAAUGUCCCUGAGUGAGACCAGCACUUGCUGAAUAAACCUCCUUGAGAACGAAGCUGACGCCCCCCACAUCUCUCCCUGGGGACACAGCCUCCUCCAGGUGGCAUGCAGCAGGAUGGACAGUGUGCCCCUCAUCUGUGACUACGGCUCAGGCUUCAGCAAGGUGGGGUUUGCAGGAAUGGAUGCCCCCCUGGGCGUGUUCCCAACUAUCCUCGGGAAACUCCGGCACGAUAAAGUGCUGGUGGGUAUGGAGGAGGAGGACCGCUUCAUCGGGGACGAGGUUCAGAAGAAACGAGAGAAGCUCAACCUGCAAUAUCCCAUUUCUCGGGGAACCGUCACUAACUGGGACGACAUGGAAAAGAUCUGGCAUCACUCCUUCUACCAGGUGCUCCGCAUCGCCCCGGAGCAGCACCCUGUGCUGGUGGCAGACCCGCCUCUAAAUGCAACAGCCAACAAAGAGAAAGUGAUGCAGAUCCUGUUUGAGACCUUCAACAUACCCGCCCUGUAUAUAGCCAACCAAGCAGUCCUGUCUAUGUACGCCUCCGGCCAAACCUCCGGAACGACUGUUGAAUCUGGAGAAGGAAUGACAUACUUUGUGCCCAUCGUUGACGGCUGUCCUUUGCAUCAGUCGACCUUCCAGGUGGAUGUAGCCGGCCAAGACCUAACCUUAUACCUGUGUCAACUCUUGGCGGACAAUGAGCAAUUUUUGGUGGGCACAGCUGGCCGGGAGUGGGUCAGGGACGUGAAGGAGAAGUGUUGCUAUGUGGCUUUGGACUUUGACAAGGAAAAGGUGAAAACCAACUUGCCUUCCUGCCAGCAGAAGUACCAGCUGCCCGACGGCCAGGAGAUCACCCUGGGGCAGGAGCGCUUCCUCUGCCCCGAGGUGCUCUUCCAGACGGACCUCGUAGGGAAAAACACCCUUGGCAUCCACAUGAUGGCCUUCCAGAGCGUCACCUCCUGCAGGCCCACCCUCUGGAACAUCCUCUUCAGCCACAUGAUAUUGUCUGGAGGGACUGGCACCUGCCCCGGCCUGUGCUCCCGGAUGAAGAGAGAACUAUCUGGCCUGGUGUCCCCUGAACUCACCGUGAAGACCAGGGUGACACGUGAAAAUGAACACACCGCAACAAUCCUUGCUCCAGAGCCACAGGGAAGCAUCAGGAAUCCUGUGGAAAGACAAAGGCAUCAGCUGCUGUCACACAAAAAUGUUCUCCAGAGCUUCCCACUCCCUAAGCCUUCAGCCCUCUGUAUAUACGUCAUAAAAAUCCACGUAAUACUGGGAAGCUAUGAGCCAUUUCCUUCCUGCCUAAGUCUGCAGCCCUCAUGAUGUCACCUUACCUAGUACCACAGGCAUUUAUAUAAUGCUAGAAAAUUGUCACCCCUCCCAUCCUCUCUCUCUGGCAUCUUCAGCUCUCCUCGCGUAUUCUGUUUCUGGUAUUCCUGUGUCAGCUCCCAGAUCUCUCAAGGCUUUUAUGAGUAAGGAACAUUGGCUAAAUCAGAAUGGAAGGCCACUGCUUAGCCCAGUAUGCAAAACGAAUUAAAACUGAAUAUCGUACUUCUGUAAGUUUCUUGACCACAUUGCAAAGGGGAUCAUCUCUUGGGCCAUCUUUGUCCUGCCAGCAUGUGGCUGGGCGUGCUUUGGUCCAAGCCCUUCCAUCCUCUGAGUCCUCAAGGUGCCUCCACCGCCCCUACCCGCCCCAGUAAAACCUGCUUUAUAUGAAGCCCGAUGGUAACACCCAUUGCCUGUAACUUUGUUGUGAUUUAGCUCUUCUCUGUCUCCUUUCUCUCCUGCCCGACCCAUCUCUGGAAGGGGUAGGGAGGCGGGUCCACCUGUAACCAUCCAUAAAGCUCAUUGAAUUGUUCCCCUAAAGAAGGGAAGGUCUCUCCCCUCAGAUGAUCCCAUCCGCCUUGAG
Messenger RNA from Lemur catta (Ring-tailed lemur), 2031 nucleotides. Its product is annotated as actin-42-like. NCBI's taxonomy places the organism in Eukaryota, Metazoa, Chordata, Mammalia, Primates, Lemuridae. The transcript is spliced from 10 exons. Bases 237 to 1445 code for a protein of 402 amino acids. The record is from RefSeq and is a predicted model, not a curated record.